Molecule: messenger RNA, 885 nt
Organism: Aspergillus sclerotioniger CBS 115572
Lineage: Eukaryota; Fungi; Ascomycota; Eurotiomycetes; Eurotiales; Aspergillaceae
Product: S-adenosyl-L-methionine-dependent methyltransferase
Exons: 5
Coding region: 1-885 (294 amino acids)
Molecular function (GO): O-methyltransferase activity
Source: RefSeq, a predicted model, not a curated record
AUGAUCGCCGUCGAGGGCGGCAUGCUCCACGCCCUAGCCAGUCGCCCUGGGCAAGUCUGCUCGGCCGAUCAACUGGCUCACUGGACACAUCGCCCGCGAAAUGACAUCGUGCGCGCCCUGCGGCUGCUGACUGCGGUGGGCGUCUGCGACGAAGCCGGGCCUCAGUCCUACCGCGCCAACGAUAAAACAUCGGUCCUAGCCACCAAGGGCCAAAUUGGGGGGUUGAGGGUUAGCUCGGUUCCAGUCUCCGGCAUCAUCCCCAAGAUCGAAGAAUAUUUCACGAACCGGGCAACCAGCACACAGUCCGCCGCGGCGCUCGCCUCGCCCUACGCCUACACCUAUGGCAAGCCCAUGUAUGACGUGUUGCGGGAAGACAAAGAGAAGAAGACCGCCUUCGAUGACUACAUGGAGGGCCGGAAGCAGGAGCGCAAGCGGCGCUGGCACCAUACGUAUCCCACCAUGUCGGAGCUCGCAGCGGCGGGGGCCUUGACGGAUUCCACGCCGAUCACUAUUGUGGACGUGGGAGACCUGCCGGAGACUGUCGACCCAAUCCGGGGAGAAACGCACAGCUUCGAGCCCAUGCCGUAUGACUUUUUCACACCGCAGCCAGUACAGGGGGCCACCAUUUACCUUCUUCUGGCGGUCCUGCAUAACUGGGAUGAUGAUGCUUGUCGGGCCAUCUUGAAGAACCUCGCGGCCGCCAUGAAACCGGGCUACUCGCGCCUGCUCAUCUCGGGCGUGCUGCUGCCUGAGGUUGGGGCCGAGCGUCGCCUGGCGGAUCUGGACAUGCAAAUGUGGGUGCUCCAGCUCGCCCAGCAGCGGACGCGCAAUUUCUGGGAUCAGUAUAAUACAGAUCAAUCGAGCAUCCAUGACGUCCCCAGGUAG